This is a messenger RNA of Pseudo-nitzschia multistriata, 1595 nucleotides long. The record is from the annotation of a GenBank genome assembly. NCBI's taxonomy places the organism in Eukaryota, Bacillariophyta, Bacillariophyceae, Bacillariales, Bacillariaceae.
CGCGAUGGUUGCGAACCGUUCCGCCAACCAGCAGCCCGCGAGGCACGGUACGGUGCGGGUCUCUGGCAGGCAAGGCUGUGUGUGGCACGCGGGCCGCCGCCGAUCCCGCCGCCUCACUCCGUGGCGGCGGUCGCGGCCUCUGCAAUCGCAUCCGCACCCGCGCGUUCGGUUUCGCCGCCCCCCACUAGGUAGGUCCGGACCCACCGGUCAAAGUCCUCCAUCGAAAACCGCAAAUGGUCGCCCUCGAAGGUUUCAAAGACGUUCUUCCCGGCCUCCUGGGCCGUCCUCAGGCCAAAGAGGUCCUCGGUGUACCACUCCGUCUCGUUCAUCGGGAGGACGGGCUUUCCAAAGGGGUCGUCCGGAUCGGGGGAGCCCCAGUGCUCUCCCUCGCUCGGCCAGACCAUGCUGUCCUUCGUGGCCCGAACCCAGACGAACCGGGAGGUCCUGGCAAAGUUUUCGUUGAGGGUCGCGUUGUGGAGUUCGGGCCCCUCGUUGUUCCAGCGCGCUAGCUGACUGAAUUUUUGGUAGGCCUCCCGCUCCGAGGCCCGGGGGUCCCGCCAGUAGUUGCUCUGGAAGGAGUGCUUCUGGGCGAAUUCCGUGUAGGCCCUGCGGGAGGCCUGCUCCAGGAGGAGGUCGCAGACGGAACCCAGUGUUGCCGCUGCCGCACCGCCGCUCGGAAAACACCCGGGGACCGUCCCCUCCCCGGCGUUGACCCCGUUGACGCUCAGAAAGGUGUGCACGGUGGGGGUGUUGUACCGGGCCACGUACCCACGGAUCACGUUGUUCCCCUGCGAAAAGCCGACGGCAUGGAAGCCCCCCCGCAGCUCCGGGUCCGCCGCGAUCCUCGCUGCAAAGGCGUCCACCGAGGCGUCCAUGUUCAGAAAGUAGCCGUUGGUCGUGUCCUCGGUCUUUGUGUCGCCGGUGGGCACGCAGGUCACGUAGACGCCCCCCAGCAGGCCCGCCGUGUGCUCGCCGAUCCGGACCAUCCCGUCGUUGAAGCACGAGUCCCCCAUGCCGUGGGCAAAGACCACCGGGAGCUGGGCCGGGUCCCGCUCGUGUUCCGAGAGCGGAGCCCCGGGAUCCCCGAUGGUCUCCCCCACCAGCCUCCCGUGCGCCCGUGCAAAGGAGGCCAGCUCCGAAGCGACCGAUUCCGGGUCCUCUUCGAGGCGGUCCAGCAUGGCGCAGAGCGAGGGGUGCGAGCCGUAGAGGUCCUCCCGGUCCUCUCCUUCGUUAAAGGCGCAGGGGCCACGCCCCGGGGGUGCGUCGGCAGAAACCGCUGCCGCUACCCACGCGACAAACGCUAGACCGAGGACCGCCCGGGAAAUGCCGCGGGGACGGUUCGGGGGACAUCGAGCGACGUUCCGCAUGGUUUUGUUUGCUACGGAUAGGUUUGGUUCGGGUAUCUUUUGCUGCUGGAUGGAUUCGAUUCUAUUCGAUUUGAUUUGAUUCGCAAAGCGAGGAUUCGAUUUGAUUCCCAAAGCGAGGGAUUCUUGCGUUUCCGAGUUGCGGAGUCAAUGGGAUUGGGCUGCUGUACGGUAAGUCAACAACGAAAUACUGUAAUGACAAUCCUUUGGUGCCGGUGUUCUGUUGACACG